Molecule: messenger RNA, 1995 nt
Organism: Topomyia yanbarensis
Lineage: Eukaryota; Metazoa; Arthropoda; Insecta; Diptera; Culicidae
Gene: RanBP3
Product: ran-binding protein 3
Exons: 4
Coding region: 103-1377 (424 amino acids)
Biological process (GO): protein export from nucleus
Cellular component (GO): cytoplasm; nuclear pore
Molecular function (GO): GTPase activator activity
Source: RefSeq, a predicted model, not a curated record
CCCCCACUGAUCAGCGCUCAGCGCCUUCUCCAACAUCAUCGCAGCGCCAGAGAGCUCCAUCAGUGCAAAGAAAAAAACGCUAGCUUUUCGCAUGAACAAAUAAUGGCGAAUAUUGAUAGAGAUAACAUAAUGAACGAAGAGCAGGAAUCGUCUCAAUCGAACAGCUCGAACGGAUCGGAGGCCAUCACGCAUCAGCAACUGUCCGGUGGAAGCUUUCAGCUUAAAUCGAGCAUGCUGCGCCAACCAGUCACCUUCGGUUCUGGGCCAGGUGCUGGCGGAGGGAUUGGUGGAUUGUUUGGUAGUUGCUCCACUUCCUCGGGACCGAUUAACAGCUUCAACCUCAAGCCUAGCGUCCUGAAGCCAUCACAUUUUUGUGGUUUUGGCAGCAUCGGCAAUGAGAAGGAUCCGGAGCAAAAUCACAACGCCAGUAACAACAGCAUCGCAGUGAAUCCAUUUCUCAAAACCCAGAUCAGCGAGGAGGAACCGGAAGCGAGUAAGGAUGGAGAUAAUCCCGAUAAGGAGGAGAGUGCAGAUCCGCUGGCGAGUCUAAAUCGGUCAUCGAUGCCGAAAUCGAAUCUGUUUGCGAACGUAAAAUCGAUCAGCGAAAAUUCGGGAUUCGUGUUUGGGCAAAACGUACACGAGCGGGUCACCGGCGAAAACGUUCAAACGGACAAUUCCGUUACAACAGCAGGCUUGUCGUUUUCCAACACCGUUACCAACAGCAGUAGUGAUUCUUGUCCGACAAAUCCAACCGCUGCUGGGGGAGGAGUAGCAGGAAAUGCGACCUGCGAUGGUACCGAGGAAAGCCUAGAGGAAGCUGCUCGCCGCUAUGAAGAAAGUCGUGGUGCUCUGAAGCGGAAGUUUGACGAGGUGGAAACUAUCACCGGUGAGGAAGACGAGCGAAAUGUUGUGGAAAUCAAUUGCAAGCUGUUCGCGUUUGCCAAAAGCAACUGGGAGGAACGAGGUCACGGUACGCUACGGCUUAAUGACAAUGAUAGCAAGGAAUCGCGGGUUGUCUUCCGUCAGUCGGGCAAUCUUCGGGUGCUGAUCAACACGAAGGUCUGGGGUGGAAUGACUGCCGACCAGUCCAGCCAGAAGAGCUUGCGUCUAACCGCCAUGGAUACUAACGGUCAGGUGAAAGUGUUUCUUUUAAUGUCUCGUCCUGAUAUAAUCGCAAAGCUGCACAAAGAACUCGCCAAACGCAUUCAAACGGCAAAGGAGCUGGCAGCCGAACAGGAUCACGAUGCCGGUAAAGAGAAUAAUGCGGAAAAUGUUGCUUCCAGUAAGCAGAGUGAAGAAGAUCUGCUGGACAGUACGAAAGAUGAACCGGACUGCGACGAGCCGAGCCCAAAAAAGCGUCUGAGCUCAUCAUCGUAAAUUAAUUCCUAUCCUAAUUCAAAACAUAAUAUUCUUCAAGCCGCAGGUAAACAAAAAAACGCGUUUGGCAUCCUUUUUCAAGAUUUCUUCUCAGUCAAAAUAAAAUAAAAACAAAAGAAAAAUCAUGCACCAAUUUCAAUUACAACUUCAUUGGCAAAGCGAUCAAGCAAAUAAUAUUCGUUUCUCGUGACAUUGCUGCACUGCCGCAUGACACCGAAGGUUGCUACUGAAUAGCUUUUCCUUCGAAUUGAUUCCAAUCUUUAAUCUGACUUUUUGUUAUAAGCAUUAGGUUCGUCUAUAAUAAUAGGUGUUGAUGAUAUUCGAAAUAAAAUAUGAUUGUAGGUACUGUACCGUUAAAAAUAGUAAAAGCAAGGCAAACUGUACUGAGCGGUGUUUCCGCCAAUGCGGCAAUUAUGAACUGACACCAGAAUAUAAGCAAUUUAGAGCUGCAAAUCGCACGACCGCGGUUUGAGAGCUGAUCUCCAGCUCGUCGUCGGCUCGAUGAUAGAGGAGCUUGAAAAAUACCCUUACCUACUCUGCACUAAAUAUUGCUGAAAUAGUGCUGUAUUUAAAGUGGAUCGAUUCAGUGAAAUACAGUGUUUGAGUAAAAACUACAAA